This is a messenger RNA of Mycena citricolor, 2476 nucleotides long. The record is from the annotation of a GenBank genome assembly. Lineage: Eukaryota; Fungi; Basidiomycota; Agaricomycetes; Agaricales; Mycenaceae.
AUGACGAUUGUCGACGCAGCGACCUUGAAUGUUACAUUUGCUUCUUCUGCACCGAGCUCGGCAUUGGAGUUCAUCCGCGCCGAAUAUGGGAUCUCUGCCGAAGUUUCUUAUCUUGUCACAUCCGUGUUCCUCCUGGGAUAUGUACUCGGCCCGCUUGUGUGGGGACCCGGAAGCGAGUUGUUGGGUCGCCGACCUGUAUACACCUUUGCCAUGGUCGUGUAUACUGUCCUCCACCUCGGCGAGGCACUGGCUCGAAACAUCGAAACGAUGCUCGUCACGCGGUUUCUCGGCGGCCUCUUCGCCUGUGCUCCCUUGGUCAACUCGGGCGGCGUCCUCGCCGACAUCUGGUCCACAGAGAAACGCGGCACGGCGAUGAGCCUCUUCUCCGCCAGCGCAUUUCUCGGUCCAGUCAUGGGCCCCCUCAUCGCAGGCUUCAUCGUCGAGAGUGACCUGUCGUGGCGGUGGGUGUUCUGGGUCAUGAUGAUGUUUGCGGGAUCCAGCACUGCGCUCAUCAUCUUUGGAUUGCCGGAAACGUUUGCACCAGUUUUGCUGCUCAAGAGGGUUCGUGCGCAGCGCAAGGCAGAGCCAGAAGCAAUGGGCCACCUGUACGCGGCGCAUGAGAAACGGGACUGGUCUGCGAUGGGCAUCAUCCGCUCGACGCUCUUUCGCCCGUUCAUCAUGCUCGCUGGCGAGCCCAUCUUGGUUCUCGUCACGGCUUAUAUCUCGCUCAUCUACGGUGUUCUCUACGCUCUAUUUGAGACGUUCCCCAUCAUCUUCGUCCAGAAGCGUGGAUUCACAGUCGCCCAGGACGGCCUGGUCUUCAUCGGCGUCGGGAUCGGCACGUCCUUGGGCGCGUUGAUCAACUACUUCUGCUCGCGACACUACCCGGAGCUCAUCAAGAAGUGGAAGGGCUUCCCACCCGCCGAGGAGCGACUGAUUGGUGCAAUGUACGGUGCCCCCCUCUUUGUGGUGGGCAUCUUUUGGCUCGGAUGGACCGGACAGUAUCCGAGUGUGCCGUGGUACGUUCCUGCGCUGAGCACGAUCGUUGUCGGGAUGGGCGUCUCUUCAGUCUUCAUGGGCUUUCUGAGCUAUCUUGUGGACACCUACCUAUAUGUUUCUCACGUCCCGCACCACCUGAAUCAGUGCUUACCGUCCAUCAGCAUGAACGCUGCAUCCGCAUUUGCUGCGAACACAUUCUUCCGUUCUCUCGUCGCCGCCGCAUUCGCGCUUUUCACUGUGCAGAUGUUUAACGGAAUGGGAGUCAACUGGGCGUCGACACUCCUUGGCGGCGUUGGGCUGUUGCUCGCUCCGUCGCCGUUCUUGUUCUACAAGUACGGCGCACGGAUUCGGAAGCGCAGCAGGUUCGCGCCCUGUCUGGAUCUUAAGAUCGCAGCAGAACUAAAGAUGGAGGAAGAAAAGGCCGCUGGGGGCUAUAGCGCGUAGAACUGCUCCAGCAAUUACGUUACCCCCAGUGUAUUUGUAUUCGCAGAGCGAAAGCACUAUAUCAUACCGCCAAUUCACUUGUGAGAGAGGAGUGAUAUGGUACAGAUUCUUUCUUCGACGGUCUCGAUGCCGAUACUUAUCCUCAUCAAAUGAGUUUUCGGGCUGCUAUACUUUCCCUUCGUGCGAGGCACGAUCCAGACCCUCCUCAUCCGAGCCAAGCUAGACGAUCUGUCGUCAGCGGAGACUGAUUGAACACCCCCGGCAGGAUGUUAACUCUAGUCUCAACGGUGUUGCCCAUCAAGUAAGUGGUCUGUUGGCUAGUCAUGCAUCGCUUGUCUGAACACGAUCUCAUCGCCCUCGACAGCGGCUUUGACACAUGAAGGGAUCCAGACACCCAAUCGCUCGCCUGUCGCAACCCCCGGCUAGCCUCGAGAUCUAUCGGGAAAUCUGUGCGUCGAUGAGAGUGAAGACAAUCAACUUCCACUGGUUGGCUACUUGAGAUGUUUGGCUGUGUCGCGCAAGUCCGGUAGUAGAGCUUCUAGUACCGAUAGUUCCACGACGGCCGCAAAGAGGAUGUGCGAGCCCACUUAGGUUCCCUUCUGGAGCACGAACCCGCACAAUUUGCUUCCGGUCUCGACCCUGAUUAGCUCGAGGCAGACGGCGGUACCGAGGCGGGUAGACGCGCCGCCGAACCUGCAUAUAUGCACGGAUUCUUCCUCGCAAUGUUCGUUAGCUGGGUUGUACGGCGAGAAGUUGCGGUUGACAAGUGACAGAAAGGCAGCACACGGAGAAGAGGGUUCCGUAUACGGAGAGUUUUCAGACGCGUGCUUCCCGCAAAUAUGGCCUCAGAGUGAGCAGGGCCAAUCAUGCGCUUGUUUUGAAGCUCGAGGUCGAUGUGGUCCUGGGCUCAGUGCGGCCCACGAGGAUCGGGAUAUACUGUACCUCUGAGAGACCGUCAGCUAGACCUGUGCUCGAGAUAACAGGAUGCAAAUUCGGCGGUGCCACCAAUUCUGCGGCCGUGCCUGUCUUUGUA